This is a messenger RNA of Cuscuta epithymum, 1021 nucleotides long. The record is from the annotation of a GenBank genome assembly. NCBI's taxonomy places the organism in Eukaryota, Viridiplantae, Streptophyta, Magnoliopsida, Solanales, Convolvulaceae.
UUUGCAACUCAUCUUUAUAAAUCCAAAACCGACCCGGAAAGAACGAGAGAGAACCAACGGUGGCGAUAGACCUAAUCCCAACUCCAAACUCCCAUCUCAGUCGUCUCCUCUCCCCACUUUUCCAGCGUCCGAUCUCCUCGAUCCCCUUCGCUCGCGCCCAUAUACAAAUUCUCACUCUCUAAUUUUCAGGGUUCAUCUGCCGGUGGUUAUGGCGGACGGUCAGGUUCCAUUUCCCUUUCCGGGAAGCCCUGGCGGCGGUAGCCAUGAUAGCGGGGACCACAGCCCCGGCUCCAAGUCGAAUGUUCGGGAGCAGGAUAAGUUCCUUCCCAUCGCGAAUAUCAGCCGGAUCAUGAAGAAGGCCCUUCCGGCUAACGGCAAAAUUGCUAAGGAUGCCAAGGAGACCGUCCAGGAGUGUGUUUCCGAAUUCAUUAGCUUCGUCACCAGCGAGGCAAGCGACAAAUGCCAAAAGGAGAAAAGGAAAACUAUCAACGGUGAUGAUCUGCUAUGGUCAAUGGCGACUUUAGGAUUUGAAGAUUAUAUCGAGCCUCUGAAGGUGUAUCUCACUCGAUACAGAGAGAUGGAGGGUGAUACAAAGGGAUCCGCCAAGGCCGCUGAUAGCUCUGCCAGAGAUGCUGGACAACAUAAUCCUAACUUACAGGGACAACAUAUGGUGGUUCCAAUGCGAGGUAUGGAGUAGAUAUGGUUCUUCUUGGGGCUUUGACAUCACUCUUUGCCAACAGGUUGAACUGAAUAGACUUCAGAAUACGCAUUCUAAAUAUAUUUUAUCCGCAGAUCUUUACCACUCUUAUUGGGGAUUAUUAUUAAAGCCCUUGUAGCAGUAGAAAGUAGUCCAUGAUUAUUACUCGGUAAAUGUAUUAGUGUGCAAUGAUUUAUUACCCGGCAUUUGUUUAGUCAUUUUAUUGCAAUGAAACCAAAUUAAGUUAUGUAUCUACUUUCUACAGAUAUUAAGUUUAUGUUUAUUCCUUUUCCUAUAAAUGAGGGGAAAGUCAAGUGUUGUGCA